CGCCAACACCACAAUAUCCAUAAUGAGUAACAACAUGAAUAUAGAUCAAACGGGGUCAGGCACCAUUGAUGAGGGAUUAUACUCCCGACAACUCUAUGUUUUGGGACAUGAGGCCAUGAAGCAAAUGAGUCAAUCAGAUGUUUUAAUUAUUGGAUGCAAAGGCCUUGGUGUUGAAAUUGCAAAAAAUAUUUGUCUUGCUGGUGUUAAAAGUGUUACAAUUUACGAUCCUCAACCUACUCGAAUUGAGGAUUUGUCUUCACAAUACUUUCUGACCGAAGACGAUUUGGGAGCUUCUCGUGCUGAAGUUAGCGUGCCUAAAUUGGCUGAGCUCAACCAGUACGUGCCUGUCUCUUCAACCCCAGAGCUAUCGAUUCAAGAUUUGAAAAAAUUUAAAUGUGUUGUUGUUACUGAAACUUCUUUUACAAAACAAUUGGAAAUUAAUGACUUUACUCAUGAGAACGGAAUUGCAUUUAUCUCCGCAGAUACCCGUGGUCUUUUUGGUUCCGUAUUUUGCGACUUUGGACCCGAGUUUAUCUGCGUUGAUGUAGAUGGAAAUGAACCUCUGACUGGAAUGAUUGCUAAUAUAACUGACGAUGGUACUGUUACGAUGCUUGAAGAAACUCGCCACGGCUUAGAAGAUGGUGAUUAUGUAAAGUUCACUGAGGUCAAGGGUAUGCCUGGUUUGAAUGACGGCAAUCCCCGCAAGGUGGAGGUGAAGGGUCCUUAUACCUUUUCAAUUGGUUCUAUUAAUGGUUUGGGAGGCUCUAGCGCUACCGGAGGUGUCUUUACUCAAGUUAAGGUCCCUCAAAAACUCUCAUUUAAAUCUCUUCGCGAGUCUUUGAAGGAGCCUGAGUAUGUAUUUCCUGAUUUUGGAAAAAUGACGCGUCCUCCUCAGUAUCAUGUUGCCUUCCAAGCGCUUUCUUCUUUUGCUGACACACAUGAUGGUGUUUUGCCUCGUCCCAGAAAUAAUGCCGACGCUAAUGAAUUUCUCCAAAUUGCCAAAAAAAUCGGCGGUUCUUUCGAUUCUGAGUUAGAAUUGGAUGAAAACCUUAUUAGAGAAGUUUCUUAUCAGGCCAGAGGUGACCUUGUCGCUAUGUGUGCUUUCCUUGGUGGUAUUGUUGCUCAAGAAGUCUUGAAGUCUACCACAAGCAAAUUUUUUCCUUUUAAACAAUUCUUCUACUUUGACUCCCUUGAAAGCCUUCCUGCCUCCGUGCAGCUCGAUGAAGAAGCCUGCAAACCUCGUGGUUCCCGCUAUGAUGGUCAAAUUGCAGUCUUUGGAGAGGAGUUUCAACAAAAAUUGAGCUCCUUGAAUCAAUUCUUGGUCGGUGCCGGUGCCAUUGGCUGUGAGAUGUUGAAGAAUUGGUCUAUGAUGGGUGUCUCAACGGGUGAAGAUGGUCAUAUUCAUGUUACCGAUAUGGAUUCCAUCGAGAAAUCAAACCUAAACCGUCAAUUCCUUUUCAGACCUCGUGAUGUUGGCAAAUUAAAGGCUGAAUGUGCUGCCAAUGCUGUUGCCGCUAUGAAUCCUUCUUUGACUGGAAAAAUAACCUCUUAUCAAGAACGUGUAGGACCAGAAAGCGAAGGCAUUUUCGGAGACGAAUUCUUUGAUAACCUUUCUAUGGUUACCAAUGCUUUGGAUAAUGUCGAAGCUCGUUUGUACGUGGACCGUCGCUGCGUAUUUUUUGAAAAACCUUUGCUGGAGUCUGGUACCUUAGGUACAAAGGGUAACACCCAGGUAGUUGUGCCACACCUUACUGAAUCAUAUGGUUCUUCUCAGGAUCCUCCUGAGAAGUCUUUCCCUAUAUGCACUCUCAAGAAUUUCCCUAAUCGCAUUGAACAUACAAUUGCUUGGGCACGUGACCUAUUCGAGGGAUUAUUCAAACAACCUAUUGAUAACGUUAACUUGUACCUUAGUUCUCCUAACUUUUUGGAAACAACUUUGAAGACUAGCACCAGUCCUCGUGAAGUUUUAGAGAACAUUCGUGAUUAUCUUGUCAGCGAAAAACCUCUUUCCUUCGAGGAAUGUAUCAUCUGGGCUCGCAACCAAUUCGAGAAGUACUUCAAUCAUAACAUUCAGCAAUUACUUUUCAACUUCCCUAAGGAUUCUGUCACCUCAAAUGGACAACCUUUCUGGUCUGGUCCCAAACGCGCUCCUAGUCCUUUGACCUUCGACAUUAACAAUCGUGAACACUUUGAUUUCAUUGUUGCUGCUGCUAGCAUUUUUGCUUUCAAUUAUGGAUUGAAGGAGGAAACCGACCCUGCUCUUUACGAACGGGUUCUUUCCAGUUACAAGCCCGCUGAAUUUUCUCCCAGAAGCGGUGUAAAGAUUCAAGUUAAUGAUAGUGAUGAAGCGCCUGAGGCUGCUGCCAACUCUGAUAAGCAGCAAUUGAAGUCUAUUGCUGAUAGUUUACCUCCUCCAUCUUCAUUGGCUGGCUUUAGAUUGACUCCUGCUGAUUUUGAAAAAGACGAUGACACCAACCAUCACAUUGAUUUCAUUACUGCUGCUUCCAACCUUCGUGCCUUGAACUAUGAAAUCACACCUGCUGAUCGUUUCAAGACCAAGUUUGUUGCAGGGAAGAUUGUUCCAGCUAUGUGUACUUCUACUGCAGUUGUUUCUGGUUUGGUAUGCUUGGAAUUGGUUAAGUUAGUGGACGGCAAGAAGAAGUUAGAAGACUACAAGAAUGGCUUCUUUAAUCUCGCUAUUGGACUCUUCACAUUUUCAGAUCCCAUUGGAUCUCCUAAAAUGAAGUUUAACGACAAGGAGGUUGACAAAAUCUGGGACCGAUUCACUCUUCCCAAUAUUACCCUUCAAGACCUUAUUGACCACUUUUCUGAAAAGGAAGGUUUGGAAGUCACUAUGCUUUCUUCUGGUGUUUCUUUGCUUUACGCUAAUUUCCAACCACCUAAGAAGCUUGCAGAACGCUUGCCUCUUAAGAUCUCUGAUUUAGUUGAGCAAAUUUCUAAAAAGAAGCUGGAGCCUUUUAGAAAGCACUUGGUUUUAGAGGUUUGUUGUGAUGAUAAAGAUGGAGAAGACGUCGAAGUUCCUUUCAUCACUGUCAAAGUAUAAAGAUUUAAAUAUUGAUGAUUUAUAAUGGUUUGAGAUUGUUUGUACAAUUCGGAUUUGACAAUUUGGUCUCUUAAAAAGAAAAUUAGAAUAGACCCUAGCUUAAAUAUUUUUAUGUUUGUUCUUUAUUUAUCUUGUAGAGCUCAACAAGCAUUUCUAUUGUUAGUGUGCUUUUUUUAAUGUUUUUGUUAGAGUAAACGAUGAUAAUAUGAUGAGAAAUGUUUUUUAAGUAAGUCACACAA
Messenger RNA from Schizosaccharomyces cryophilus OY26, 3303 nucleotides. Its product is annotated as ubiquitin activating enzyme E1. The transcript has 2 exons. Gene Ontology annotation, cellular component: cytoplasm; SUMO activating enzyme complex. Gene Ontology annotation, biological process: protein sumoylation. The coding region runs from base 23 to 3064 and encodes 1013 amino acids. NCBI's taxonomy places the organism in Eukaryota, Fungi, Ascomycota, Schizosaccharomycetes, Schizosaccharomycetales, Schizosaccharomycetaceae. Gene Ontology annotation, molecular function: SUMO activating enzyme activity. The record is from RefSeq and is a predicted model, not a curated record.